AUGGCAUUUGUACGCAAUUCAACACUUGUCCGCAAGUGGUCAAUGCUCAUCGUGCGCGUAAUCAACAAUAUGUGGCAGCUGCACAGCGCGUGUGUGUUUUGUUGUGCGAUUGCCGCUAAUACACCUCAGCGACAAACAGUAUACCAGCCAAUUGUGAGUCAUCGUCCUUCCAAUCCUUUUCUAGCUCAGACGCAACCAACACGUGCAGUGCGUCAGCCUCCGUCUUUGGAUUUACGAAGCAUUUUCAAUACAGAUGGAGUUUCACCACAAUUCGUGGAUCAACGAGCAGGACAGUAUUGUCGUGCGCCCGAUUCUAGCGAAGGAGCGUGCUUAGAAAUCAACAGUUGCGAACCGUUGCUGCGUGAGGUAUACAGUCGAUAUUCCGACCAAAAUUACGUUGAAUAUUUACGCGCAUCGCAUAGAAAUUGCGGUGGUUAUGGCUACGCUGUCUGUUGUCCCUCUGCUGUGGCGAAUAAUGUUGCGCCAUCUCGGCCGGCACCGAAUCCAGCAUCAAGUCCAUCAACCGGCUCAGCAGGUGGCUGUGGCGCUGUUCUACGUUCAUUUAAGAAGAUUGUCGGCGGAAAAGCGAGUAAAAUAAGUGACUGGCCAUGGGCGGCCUUGUUAGCCUAUCCGGCGCUGAGUUCCGGUUCGCCAUUCAAAUGUGGUGGUGCACUGGUCUCAUCUCGGCAUGUGGUAACGGCGGCGCAUUCGCGUCAAAUUGUUAAGGAUGCCGGUUUUGGGCAUUCGGCGAGCAUAGCGCGUUAUGGGGGCCUGUUACCGCAAGUAAUGCAGGCACAGCAGGCGAUGGCGCGUUCCGUUGCCGUCUUGGAUUGUGAAUCGAGUGACUCGAUGGCGUCUGCGUCGGGUAAGCGUGCGCGUUUGGCCUCCACCGAGACAACGGGCGCGGUGACGCCUGCCGAUUUUGGUCUGAGUCGGGACUCAACAACUGAGGAUUCGCGUUAUAAUCUCUUCGCUAUGUAUCAGAAAUUUUCCAAACCACCAUUCGAUCUAACGGAUAUCAGCAAAUUUAACCUCAACAAGUCCGAAUAUGAUGACAAUGAUAACGAUUCGCGCCUUUCAUUCAGCAAUUCCAGUUCACCUUCCAUGCCACCCAGCUCCCUUGAAAAUGAGCGCGACCUAUCCGAUUCGAUGAAGUUCAAAAGUCUAACCUCUUUUGCUGCCAACGUCAUUACCACCACAGCAGUUCAUAGUGGCCAAGAGCUGUUAGAUUCCCCAGAUCACGCGAAACCCUCACCCAAUCAUCAACAACGCAAUCAAGCAAAGCUUUUGGGCUGUCCCACCACCGAAUCCACCACUGUUGGUUUGCAUAACAAUUCACCACUAGGCGGCGUACAAGUUAUCUCGGCAGCUGGUGGUCACAUCAUUGCUGUGGCGAAUCCAGCGCUGGCACUGAGUCCAACACUCAAUGAGGCGCUGAGUCUAAAACGUGAGGCGAAUUCACCGGAAUUGUAAAAACUAUGAGAAAGGAAGGAAGAGCGUUUGAAAAUUGGGUUGGGAAGUAAUGGACUCAAGCGCGAUUAAAUAUUUCACAGUUCAAAACUUAAGUACAUACAUAGAUUUUUAGUUUUAAUUUGUUCGUUAUAAAAUGAAAACAAAGAAAGAUAAAUAUUAUGAAAUCGUGCAAUUUAUGUAGAGUAAGUAAUUUAUUAGAUUACAUACUUAUGUACAUAUAGUUAUACUGUAAAUAGAAAAACUUUAAAAAAUAUAAACAAUUGAUUUGCACAUUUUUAAACUACCACGAACCACAAUGAAACUGCCUUUUAUGUGUACAGUUAA
Messenger RNA from Rhagoletis pomonella (apple maggot), 1797 nucleotides. RefSeq lists its product as uncharacterized. NCBI's taxonomy places the organism in Eukaryota, Metazoa, Arthropoda, Insecta, Diptera, Tephritidae. The record is from RefSeq and is a predicted model, not a curated record. Gene Ontology annotation, molecular function: serine-type endopeptidase activity. The transcript is spliced from 7 exons. Bases 1 to 1473 code for a protein of 490 amino acids. Gene Ontology annotation, biological process: proteolysis.